Solenopsis invicta (red fire ant) is the source of this 1470-nucleotide messenger RNA. Its product is annotated as chymotrypsin-1-like. Bases 420 to 1175 code for a protein of 251 amino acids. Lineage: Eukaryota; Metazoa; Arthropoda; Insecta; Hymenoptera; Formicidae. Gene Ontology annotation, molecular function: serine-type endopeptidase activity. Gene Ontology annotation, biological process: proteolysis. The record is from RefSeq and is a predicted model, not a curated record. The transcript is spliced from 5 exons.
UUAACUAUUUUUAUCGCAUAUCUAUGUAACCCAUACAAAUCACAAUUAAUUGAUAUUUAAAUAUCUCAACACUCUUUUCUACAGCAAUGAUAACAACUACAUCCGGCCAUAAAUUUUUGUAGCUACCGGCGUGUCACACUACUUAUCUCAUCGCACGUGAGAUACAUCCGGAUCAUGUAUUUUUCUUUUUAUGGCCGGUGUCUGACCUAAAUUUAAAUGUCCAACGCUUCCUUAAUCAUCAUCGUUCACUGUAUAUAUAACAGCCAGUGGUGGACGAGCGCGAAGAUUGGCAUUAAACUUUGAAGAAAACUAACCAAACAUUGUGGAAAACAAUAAUUUAAUUGCUGUCCACAACAAUAGUUUAUUGUAUAAAACAAGUUCGUAAAGAGUCUGCUAAUUGAUAUCGUUGUCUAGUAAAAAUGUUGUUGAUACUUUUCAUCUUAGGUAUUGCUACAAUUCAUGGACUACCAGCCGAGUCAAUCGAACAUAUUACGAAAAUCGUGGGAGGUAAUCCUGCCGACGAAGGGCAGUAUCCUUAUCAAGCAUCUCUUCGUUAUAACGGUCGUCAUUUCUGUGGAGGAUCUAUAAUAAAUAAAUGUUGGAUCCUUACAGCAGCUCACUGCUUGUCCAGUUUUAACGACACGGCCGUCACUGUUGUAUUGGGCACGAAUACUUUGGAUGCAGGUGGUGAUGAAUAUCCCUCGAUCAGGAGAUGGGUGCAUCCUUUUUAUAAUCCCGCCCUUAUCAGACAUGACAUUGGAUUAAUUAAGUUAAAAAAAGAAAUCGUUUUUGGAGAUAAAGUGAAACCGAUUGCAAUGCCCAGCCAAAACUUUGAGAAAUCCGAUUAUCCAGCAACGUUGUCCGGCUGGGGCACUACCAGUUAUCCGGGGAAUGCGCCGAACGAUCUGCAGCACAUCCAACUCACAGUCAUCAAUCAAAAACAAUGCUUGAGCACUAGUUAUCGGAACACCAACAACAAUAUCUGCACACUUAACAAAAAGGGCGAGGGUGCCUGUCACGGUGAUUCUGGCGGUCCUCUGGUAGCCGAUAAUGUACAGAUCGGCGUGGUAUCCUGGGGAACACCCUGCGCUAAAGGAAAUCCGGAUGUAUUUACACGAGUCUACGCCUAUAUGAACUGGAUCAAUAAAUAUACACAAGAUAAUAAUUGUUCAUAAAUGAUAACGAAUCGAAUACUCCUUAUAGUUAUUUACCGGAAAUUUACCGGAUAACGAUAAAUACAUAUUGUGUUAAAAAUUAAUUCUCAGCAAUAAGAAGAUAAUUACCAAAUAGUAGAAUUAAUGGCAAUUUUAUUUCUAUCGUAAAUUCACUUUCCAUAUAACAUUUAAGAUCUUUUGAAAGUAAUUCGUGUAAUUAUGCAUGUUUGUGUCGGACAUAUAUAAUAAAUAAAUUUAAGGAUAAUUUUCUUCGCGUUAUUUAAAUCCUCUCUAAUUUCCAUUUCCUGCAGUAACA